UCGGUGCAGCAACAGGUUCUCCACGUUACUUUCCACUGGCAGGCGCUUAUUCAACUGUUUCGCGUCGAAAGGUUCGGAUCGUAACGACUACGUGGUGGUGCGCGCACGACGAGUGCAAUUUAUUUAACUUUUCGGAAACAAGAACGGUGUCCAUUGAUUCUCCAGACGCCUGGAAUCGUAGAGUGAUUGCAUUCAAUUUAAAUAUUCUAUUGUAAAGCAAAGGAUGAGUGUAUCGUAAACGAUGGCAGGACAGAAAUUUUUCCAUGGCCUCACCGAGGCCAUGAUCAACCGUGCCUCCGAUAGGCCAGAUCGUCAGAAAUCCAGCUUUUACUGGCCCGAUGAGUACAUGCAGGAUCCGGAGGAAUCCUACAGCACUUCCAGCCGCCGUCCAUCGACGGCAUCGUCGGUGACGACAACGCCCACCCAGGAACGCGCCAGCCCUGCCAGUGAGUACGAAUCGGCCGAAGUUCUCAAACAGCGCCACCGCAACAACGCACAAUCGCAUAUCGCAUUUUCCGACGGAAGUGAUUCCUCGUUCUCCCAGAUCGAACGGGACCGGCAGCGUGAAAAGUUAAGAAUAGAAAAAUUUCUCCGCGAGCAAAGCGACGACGUGAGUGAGAUGGCCAAAACGCGCCGUCAGAACACGCUGAAAUCGAGUUUCCAGUUCUACGACACGGUCGAUUCUGGUGACACAUCACCAACCAAAAGCACCAACGGUUACCAUCCGCCACAGACUCCGGAUCAGGGAGAGCUAGCCACGUCCCGGUACAGUCCGGUGCCGACGAACGGUGAUCGCCACCGGAGGCAGCUCUCGUCUCCGGGCGGUUCAUCCGAGUAUCACUAUUCGGCUCGAUACACCGGAAGCUACGACGACUUCGAGGACGAUCGGAGCUUCAAAUCGACCGAUUUCAACUUCAGCCCACCGGGAACCCCGGGGGGUGGGGACGUUUCGGAGCACAGGCGUAACUCGCAUCGCCAUCUCCGGUCCAGCAUCAACUUCAGCAAUGGCGUCGCGGUGGCCGAUGACAGCAGUGCGCCGCGCAAAACCGUCAGCGUGCGGGAAGCGGCCUCCACACAGCGCGUGGGAGUUGGAUUACCAAAUUUGUAAAUUACACAUUGGUGCUUUCCGCUGCCAAAUAUGUACAAGAAGAAAAACACAACGAAAUGAUGAAUCCCCCUGCCCCCCACACAAACACAGACACCCCAAGAAGAGACCUCUAAUUUAAGCUUUCAAUACGCAAUUCGCUCUCGUUCGCAUUAACGAUUAUUUAUAGCAAACACACUAUCAAUUAACGGCCGAGAAUAAAAAGUAACAAACAAUAAAAAUGGUGAUACAUUAUUCAUCGUUUUCGCCCGCUCUGUGGCACUUCUUUCUGAAUCCGAACUCC
Ochlerotatus camptorhynchus is the source of this 1388-nucleotide messenger RNA. RefSeq lists its product as uncharacterized. The record is from RefSeq and is a predicted model, not a curated record. The transcript has 2 exons. Lineage: Eukaryota; Metazoa; Arthropoda; Insecta; Diptera; Culicidae. Bases 242 to 1108 code for a protein of 288 amino acids.